Molecule: messenger RNA, 180 nt
Organism: Eremothecium gossypii ATCC 10895
Lineage: Eukaryota; Fungi; Ascomycota; Saccharomycetes; Saccharomycetales; Saccharomycetaceae
Gene: COX14
Product: Cox14p
Exons: 1
Coding region: 1-180 (59 amino acids)
Source: RefSeq, marked provisional
AUGUCAAAGUACGCGUGGUACGUAAAGGUUACCGAUGCGGCUCACCGCUUAACGGUCCUUACUUUAGUUGGAGGCACCCUGUACAUGACUGGUGGUCUUGUGUACACUAUGUACAGCAACGGGAAGCGUGUUGAAAGUGAACUGGCGAAGCAGAAGGAAGAGGCUUCUAUCAAGGGCUGA